This is a messenger RNA of Fundulus heteroclitus (mummichog), 2991 nucleotides long. It is a transcript of the gene parp2, whose product is annotated as poly (ADP-ribose) polymerase 2. Bases 123 to 2072 code for a protein of 649 amino acids. Gene Ontology annotation, molecular function: NAD+ poly-ADP-ribosyltransferase activity; zinc ion binding. Lineage: Eukaryota; Metazoa; Chordata; Actinopteri; Cyprinodontiformes; Fundulidae. The transcript is spliced from 17 exons. The record is from RefSeq and is a predicted model, not a curated record.
UUGGUUUCUUUGGCUAAACCGCCAAACUCCACAAGAAGAGGAGGAGAAGUUGCCUCUGAGCUUCCUAUAUUUUCUGCUGUUUGUUUUCUACGUUAUUUGGGUCGGAACCUGCACAGAACACCAUGAGGAGAACCAGGGCUUCAAGAAAUCAAGGCCAGGCCGCCGUAGAAAACGAGGAGGCCCAGACAAAGACGGUGUGGCAGUGGAGAGGGGACGACGGACAGUGGGAGCCGUACCCCGACGAGGCCUGCACCAAGCUGGAUUCUGCUUCCUCUCUGGGGAGGGCAUCAGUCACCCUGACUCUGGGCGAAGGGAGGAAGUAUAAAGUCGAUCUGAAGAAAAUGGUUCAGAUCAAUCCUGCUACGAAGUUCAAGAGAGAGAUUCGCUUACAGACAGUAAAACCAGAAAGUUUGAACGGAGCCGAUGGCGAGGUGACUCAAAAUGGAGAUCCAGUUCAAGUUAAAGAGGAAGAGGAGGAGACGGUGGAGCCGCCAACAACCAAGAGAAGAAAAGGACAAGGCAAGAGUGCAACAAAAACCAAAGAAAUACCCAAAGAAGAGCCAAAAACUGAGGUGGUGAGGACGGUGGUGAUGAAGGGAAAAGCUCCAGUUGACCCAGAAUGCAAAGAGAAACUUGGAAAGGCUCAUGUUUACAGUGAACAGGAUGAUGUGUACGAUGUGAUGCUGAACCAGACUAAUCUUCAGUUUAACAACAAUAAAUACUACCUGAUCCAGCUGCUGGAGGACGACAGCGCCAAGGUUUACAGCGUCUGGAUGAGGUGGGGUAGAGUGGGUAAAGUGGGUCAGAGCAAACUCACACCCUGCGGGGGAGACCUGAACAAGGCCAAAAACAUCUUCACGCAAAAGUUCAUGGACAAGACGGACAACGACUGGGAUUCCAGGGAAUUCUUCGAGAAAGAGCCGGGAAAAUAUGACAUGGUGUUGAUGGACUACAGCGCGAAUGAAAAGGUGGAGAACAUGACCACAGUGGACUGUCCUCCUAACAAGCAGCCCUCCAAGCUGGAUCCGGCCGUUCGGUCUCUCCUCGAACUCAUCUGUGACAUCAAAGCAAUGGAGGAGUGCGUGCUGGAGAUGAAGUUCGACAUCAAAAAAGCUCCUCUUGGAAAGCUGACCACAGAGCAGAUCCGGGCAGGAUAUGCAGCCCUGAAGAAGAUCGAGUCGUGUCUGAAGAGGAAGGGCAGCCGUCAGGAUCUGCUGGAAGCCUGUAACCAGUUCUAUACCCGCAUCCCGCAUGAUUUUGGGUUAAAAACUCCCCCAAUGAUUAACACCGAAGAAGAUCUGAAGAAAGAAAUUGCUCUGCUGGAGGCACUGAGCGACAUCCAGAUUGCCGUGAAAAUGGCCCAAUCAAAUGCAGGCAGUGACGAGCAUCCUUUGGACCGACAGUACCGCUCCAUGCAGUGCCAGCUGCAGCAUUUGGAACCAAGCAGCAAUGAUUUCAAGGUGAUAGAGAAGUACCUGACGUCCACUCACGCUCCCACGCACAACGACUACACGAUGAAGGUCCUCGACAUCUUCUCGGUGGACAGAGGCGAGGAGAGCAAAAGGUUCCUCUCUAACUUGCACAACAGGACUCUGCUGUGGCACGGCUCCCGUCUGUCUAACUGGGUCGGCAUCCUCAGUAAAGGGCUCCGAGUGGCGCCGCCGGAGGCCCCGGUCACCGGUUAUAUGUUUGGUAAAGGUAUCUACUUUGCGGACAUGUCGUCAAAAAGCGCCAACUAUUGCUUCGCCAACCAGAGCAACCAUGUUGGAUUGCUGCUGUUGUCUGAGGUCGCGCUGGGAGACUGCAACGAGCUGCUGGACGCCAACUGCGAGGCCCAUAACCUGCCUGCAGGAAAGCACAGCACCAAGGGCCUGGGUCAGACCGGACCCGACCCCAAGAACGCCGUCACGCUGAAUGGCGUGACGGUCCCGAUGGGUCCCGGCGUGAAAACGGGGGUUCGUAACCCAAACGGUUACACGCUGCUCUACAACGAGUUCAUCGUCUACAACCCGGCUCAGACGCGGAUGCGGUACCUGCUGCGGGUCCAGUUCAACUACUCCUCAAUGUGGUGAAGGAGCCCCGGCCUGAGGGUCACGCUGGGAUUUGAACACGGUCCUGUUGCUAGGCGGAUUACAGAAAUGUUUACGUUUCACCGAGUUGCAGCGAUUCAAAAAUGAAUUAUUGGUUAACUGAUGGAAAAAUUAUAUGGAUAUUUAUUUACCCCAAGCAAAAUAUCCUUGAAAUCUGGACCAAAUUGUUGCACGAUUGGUGAAAUUUUUUUAUCAAAAAUGUUUUGGUGGGAAGAUGUCUAGAUAGAUCUACUUUUAAAGUUGAAAAUAAAACUGUUUUUAUUUUUGAAAGCAACAACCUUUGAAGAAAAUCAGAGCCACAUAGAAAAUAACUGCAUUAAUACCUGAUGUUGUGCCUCUAUUAAAUAAUUUAGGGGUCUCAUAAAUGUUCGCAACAGCCUUUCUACUCUGGAGGUAUUAUCGACAGUGUAAAUAUUCUCUAAAGCCUUAAAGUUCAGGAGCUGACAUAUCUGGUGGUUAAAGUUGAUGUAAAACUGUAAAAUCGGUAAAUAAUCCUUGCUACCACCACCUCCAGCCGUUUAGUUGGUUGUUUGUCUCACAUCCCUCUGCUGAUGGAGCCCAUCACAUGGUUACACACUAACUUCCUGUUCAGUAGAGCCAACCUUCACGUGUGUCACUCAGGAGGGAAGCUGCCUGAGGCGACAAAAAAAACAAUUUUUUUGCACUAGAUUUUAUCCUUGUUACGUUUUUAAGUUGAUUCAUUUUUAUGAUAAAAGCUGUUCAUUGCCAUCCUGUUUGUUUUUUGGUGUGUGUUGUUUUUUUUUUUUUUUUUUUUUUUUUUUUGUCUUGCUUGUGCUCAUCUAAAACAGAACUAACCUCUGUUAUUAAAAAGGUGGGAAGAAGUCAUUUAUUCAUGGAACUGCUUCAGGCAGUAUGAAUGCAAUAAAACGCUGCUUAAUAA